This is a messenger RNA of Lytechinus variegatus (green sea urchin), 693 nucleotides long. RefSeq names its product glutaredoxin-like. The record is from RefSeq and is a predicted model, not a curated record. Lineage: Eukaryota; Metazoa; Echinodermata; Echinoidea; Temnopleuroida; Toxopneustidae. The transcript is spliced from 4 exons. The coding region runs from base 93 to 446 and encodes 117 amino acids.
UUGGAUCUUGACGCACUCGCUACGGACGUGUCAUUAUUACUUUGGAAACCGUUGUGAACUAUCAUUCAAAUCCUUAAAUUCUCAUCAUCAUCAUGGGUGGUUUAUUCUCAUCUGAAGAGGUCAACAUGGACGGCAAAGAAGCUACUUUCAUAAGAGGAAUCACACAUGACAAAUGUGUGGUAGUCUUCUCCAAGACUCACUGUCCAUUUUGUCACAAGGUCAAGAAAAUCUUCGAGGACUAUGACGCUAAUUAUGAAGUUGUCGAGCUGGACAAACGUUCUGAUACAAGUGCAAUGCAAGCUGUCCUUGGGAAAAUGACUGGUGCUUCUACGGUUCCACGAGUAUUCAUCAAGGGAAAAUGCGUCGGUGGCUACGACGACACGAAGAGACUUCAAGACUCUGGUCGGCUGGAGGAAAUGCUUCGAGAUUGUAAUGCCAUAGAAUAGCCCUGCCACGACAUCCCUCAAAAUGAUUGUACGGCACCGACACACGAAGAUAAGAACUUUUGAUGAUUGUAUUUAUGCAUAUUGAUGGUAAAGAUGUUGUUUUUUCCAGGGGAACUCCCUCAAAAUUGUCGUCCAGGACUCCAGGUCCCCGUUGCAUAGAAGUUACUAUUUCAGAGCUGCCAAGUAGAACAGAUUUUCAGGACUUACUGAAAAAUGAGAAGAAUACCAUGGUUUCAUGCAAAAUAUU